CCACUACAUUCUGUAGCUUUAACAAUGCUUCAUGAUCCACUGGUCUAACUCUAAAAGACCGUGCACCACUCGUCAGCGUAACACAACGUGUAAAUCGAUUGUUGUGAAACCACUUGUUCUCUUCUUAAUUCAAAUGAACCAGGCCAGCUACUGUAAGCUCAAGUUUUUAGUGUAAGCACCCGCAGGCUGUCGCAACUUUCAAAAUAUCUUAGCGCUUGCAGGCGAACCGACACCGGAGAACAUCAGCAUCGAGUCGCGGUCCAUGAGGACCUUCACGCCGCCUUCAUCAACCACUUGAGGACACACAUAACCAAUUGUAUUUUAAAGCUAUACUUCUUACAGAAAACAACGAGAUGAAACCAUUGAUAUCAGACAGCCCAAGAAAUGGGGUUGAGGACGUAGGUGAGAGAGAUCAGAACAUGAACGUACAAAUACCAGAGGACAAUGUUCAAAUUGACGUUGAAAAAUGUUCGCAUCAUACAAAAUCUACAAUUAUUGAACAAAAUCCUGAAAACAGGAUGCAACCGAGUCCAGAACCACAGAAACCAACACAAGUCUCCUCAUUCCUUAUCAAAGAUAUUUUGGGAGAUGUUCAAAGGAAACAUGAGGCAAAUAGGGACAUAUUAGUAUCAACAAACUCUUCAUUUGUGAAACACUGUAAAGACAUUGAAAAUGAGGAAGAGAAAUUACAUGUAAGAUGUAAUAAAAGAAGAUAUUCAGAUAUGGAAGACGAAGACGAUGAGGAUGAGGAGAGUGGUGAUGAGGAAUCAGACUCAGCAAAGGACAAUGAGAUAUCCUCGAGCGAUGGUACACCAUCGAAAUCUAAGAAACCACGCAAAGCUAGGACUGCGUUUACAGAUCAUCAACUCAACACACUUGAACGCAGCUUUGAGCGACAGAAGUACCUGUCGGUACAAGACAGAAUGGAACUCGCAGCAAGCUUAGGCCUCACCGAUACUCAAGUCAAGACAUGGUAUCAAAAUAGAAGGACAAAAUGGAAAAGACAGACGCAAGUUGGUCUAGAAUUGUUGGCGGAGGCGGGAAACUACUCGUCAAUGCACCGUCUCUUCGCACCCCCGUUUUACUAUCACCCAACGCAGGGAAUCAUAUCAAACAUGGACGGGUUGUAUAGUAUCCAUCACGGUCAGCGUCCCGUAUUCCCGCGAGUGUUUCUACACGGCCUUCAGCAACAUGUCAACCAUUUGCCACUCGCCCCGAAAGCAAUUCAUCCACACUCACACUAAGUCAUAUUAGUUAAGGUCGUUUUUUUUUUUUUUUUUU
This is a messenger RNA of Anneissia japonica, 1281 nucleotides long. RefSeq names its product barH-like 2 homeobox protein. The transcript is spliced from 4 exons. Gene Ontology annotation, biological process: regulation of DNA-templated transcription. Gene Ontology annotation, molecular function: DNA binding; DNA-binding transcription factor activity, RNA polymerase II-specific. NCBI's taxonomy places the organism in Eukaryota, Metazoa, Echinodermata, Crinoidea, Comatulida, Comatulidae. The coding region runs from base 354 to 1244 and encodes 296 amino acids. The record is from RefSeq and is a predicted model, not a curated record.